GACGCACGCCGCCCGAAGAAGGCCGCGCUUCUGAGGUGCGCGGUGGGAGUCGGGUCCUUUGGUGGAGGAACGUGAAGCGGGAAUGAGUGAUCCGUGGAGGCAGUAACCGCACGGCCACGGAGACAAACUUCCCAGAAGGUCAAGGCCGGAGCUUGUGCUCUGGCAACAGGGUGGUAUGAGAAAUGAAGCCAACAGGUACAGACCCAAGGAUCUUAUCUCUAGCUGCUGAAGUUGCAAACAGUCCUGAGCAGAAUGUCCCUGUUAUACUGUUGAGGUUAAAAGAAAUAAUGAAUAACACACCUUUAGGAAGCUCAGAGUUGAAGAAAAUCAAACAAGAUAUAUAUUGUUAUGAUCUCAUUCAGUAUUGCCUCUUGGUCCUCAGUCAAGAUUGUUCUCGAAUCCAGGGUGGUUGGACUACUAUUUCCCAGCUUACACAGAUAUUAAGCCAUUGCUGUGUGGGCUUGGAGCCAGGAGAAGAUGCAGAGGAAUUUUACAAUGAAUUACUUCCAUCGGCUGCAGAAAAUUUUCUGAUUUUGGGGAGGCGAUUGCAAACAUGUUUCAUCAACGCAUCUAAGGGUGAAGAAAAAGAUGCAUUACUACACUUUUUCCAAAUUGUGACUGAUUCUCUUUUCUGGCUAUUGGGAGGCCAUGUUCAACUCAUCCAAAAUGUAUUGCAAAGUGAUCAUUUCUUGCACUUACUGCAAACUGACAAUGUUCAAAUAGGAUCUACAGUCAUGACUAUGCUACAGAGCAUACUACAGAUCAAAAGUGGUGAUUUACUCAGAAUAGAAGUGAAAACUCUGCAUUCAAUUUUAGAUGAAGUUGUUUUCAAACUUUUAUCAACAACUAGUCCGGUUAUAAGAAGUACUGCUACAAAGCUCCUACUGUUGAUGGCUGAAUCCCAUCAGGAAAUUUUGAUUUUACUGAGACUAAGUGCCUGCUACAAAGGACUCAGAAGUCUACUAAAUAAACAAGAGCCUGGGACAGAGUUUACUCAAGAACUUAGACAGCUCAUUGCUCUUUUAAGCCCUAACGUCUAUCAGGAAGUAGAAGAGCAGAAACUGCAUCAAGCAGCUUGCUUGAUUCAAGCUUAUUGGAAGGGUUUUCAAACUAGAAAGAGAUUAAAGAAGCUUCCAUCUGCUGUGAUUACUUUGCAGAGGAGUUUCAGAUCUAAACGAACAAAGAUGUUACUGAAGCUAAAUAGGCAGAAGGAAGAAGAAGAUCGCAGAUUACAAGUGCAACUUCAAAGGCAGAGAGCCAUGAGACUUUCCCGAGAAAUACGACUGAGUAUGCUCGAAGUAGUUCAUCCAGGUCAGGUGGAAAAACAUAAUCGGGAAAUAGAAGAGAAAUCAGCAUUGAUUAUCCAGAAACAUUGGAGAGGGUACAGGGAAAGGAAAAAUUUUCGCCAACAGAGGCCAUCUCUUACGGAAUAUAAAGCAGCUGUCACACUUCAGAGAGCAACUCUUAAGUUCCUAGCAAAGUGCCAUAAGAAAAAGAAACUAUUUGCUCCUUGGCAAGGAUUCAGAGAACUCACUGAUGCACGCAGAGUUGAACUGAAGCAGCAAGUGGAUGACUAUGUCAGAAGACAUCCAAGCUCUGAGGUAUCAGAUGUGACCAGCAGGGAGCUCCAUUCCCAGGCACAAGAACAACUGCAACACUACUUCAUGGGUCGGGCUCUGCAAGAGAGAGCCCAACAGCACAGGGAGGCACUGAUGGCUCAGAUCAGCACCAACAUUGAACAGUUGAUGAAAGCACCAAGUCUGAAGGAGGCAGAAGGGAAAGAACCUGAGCUCUUCCUAAGCAGAUCCAGGCCUGUGGCAGCCAAAGCCAAGCAGGCCCACCUCACCACCCUGAAGCAUAUACAAGCACCCUGGUGGAAGAAGCUUGGGGAAGAAGCAGGAGAUGAGAUGGAUGUCCCAAAGGAUGAACUUAGUGUAGAAUUAGGAACUUUAUUCAUUGGUGGAACCAAACCCCCUUAAGGGAGGUGGAAUGAUACACAUCUGUAUUUCAAGAGAUUAGAUUGGUUCUGCCUCUGACAUACUAGUAGACUAGCACUAUCCUAACUUACGGUUUUCCAGAAGUUCCUCUCCAAACAAGACUGGAGGGAGUAAGCAAAAGAGUUAUCUUCUACCUCUAUCUCAGUUCUCUUUUUCUUUGUCCACACUCCCAUUCUUGGGCACACAUACAAAUUGGUGUGGCUUUUGUUGUGAAACUAAACUCAGCAUAGUAUUCUGUUGCUUAUAUGAAAUGUGAUUUCUUUUUUUGUUUCUGCUAUUUUCCAACUAACAGUGUUUUCUAAAUAAAUAUUUUCAAUUAUUGUUAUGAAAGCCUCCCCCACUUUCCCAAACCCUUCUCUUAAAAGCUUUAAGCCACUAGAGCAGGGGCAACAAGCCCUCUUACCUCCAAGGCUCACACCUUCCAUUGCAUGUAAGGAAGGAAUAGAAACAAAACCUGUCUGCUUCUGUGAGUGUGUGGCAGGGGCAGGGGGCAAGGGGAUAGGAAACAUUCUAGUCCCAGACAGAAGUAGAGAUUUUUUUGGUGUUGCUGAGGGAAGGAUAGAAAUAAGAACCUUCUCUCAUGGGAAGGGAGUAGGAAAUGAUCUUGGGCCCAGAAAUCCUACACCAAUACAGAGCAGAUGUCUGCUAAUGCUGCUAAUGAAAGGCAAUGUUCCUGCUAAAGACCAACCACAAAUAUGAGGCAGUUUGGGUGCCAUACGGUAGAAGGGUAGGAACCUUGAAAAAGCCCUACUUCCAACCCCAGGAAGAAGAAACCUGGCCUAAAAUUUAGGCUGGAUCAGGAAAACAGACCACCCAAGACCCAGCAACUAGCCUAGCACCAAGUAAUAAGCAAUAGCAGUUUACCACUGGGGUUGGGGAAGGUGAGUGGCGACCCCCCCCCACACACACUGUGGCAAAGGCAUACAGGGAUGGCUAAAAGUGGAGGUGGAGCAGAAACACAGAAAAUCUUCAAGCUUUCCAGACCCCUAUAAGCAUAAAGUAACAGCAGCUGAAAAAUAAAGAACUUGAAGCCUA
Messenger RNA from Camelus dromedarius (Arabian camel), 3032 nucleotides. RefSeq names its product IQ motif containing B1 (gene IQCB1). The record is from RefSeq and is a predicted model, not a curated record. Gene Ontology annotation, molecular function: calmodulin binding. Bases 183 to 1979 code for a protein of 598 amino acids. Lineage: Eukaryota; Metazoa; Chordata; Mammalia; Artiodactyla; Camelidae. The transcript has 15 exons. Gene Ontology annotation, biological process: cilium assembly. Gene Ontology annotation, cellular component: cilium.